Messenger RNA from Pocillopora meandrina, 614 nucleotides. The record is from the annotation of a GenBank genome assembly. NCBI's taxonomy places the organism in Eukaryota, Metazoa, Cnidaria, Anthozoa, Scleractinia, Pocilloporidae.
AUGACAGCAAAGUGUGCAUCCAUGGAAUGCUACCAACUGAUGGACCUGAAUUGGAUAUCAUGUUACCGAGCACCUUCUGUUAAGCAUGUAUGCAAAUUUUUGUUUGUUUACUUUUCUAUAGAAGUUGAUUAGUGUUGUAAAAGAAGUAUUCCUUUUUAAUUCAUUGGAAUGAAGGUUUGAAUUUGACACAAUCUUUGGAUCACCUCAGACCAAAGAGCUCUGCUUUUUUCUCCUUUUUCUCUUGUCAAUUAGUGUCCUUUUCUUGCCUUUAUUUACUGUAAGUUCUUCUAAAAUUGUGAUCUUAAGAUUUUGUUGCCCAAAAAUACUUGGCUAUAAGGAGCAACCCAAUUUCAGAACUAACUUUCCAACCAAAUACAGAAUUCUCUUGAAAACACUGUGUGCCUUAUAACGGAGAAACUAAGGUAACAAAACUGAAGCCCAGUAGGCUAAGGCAAAUCACAGUGAAUAAAGAAUAUCUCUUAGUUCUGUGUUGACCACAGGUAGGCUUACUGAACCAACAUCAAGGAGACAUCAUUGGUGUCUCUGUGUCAACCUUUUGUAAGAUUGUCGCAACAUGGGUUUGUUUGCUAGCUAAACUGUUAGAUGGUUCUUAA